CAUCUCACACUACACCGAGCUCACUCACAAUGGCUACUAGCACUAAGCUUGUAGCUCUUGGCUUUGUUGUUCUCGUGAGCAUUGGGUUCACCAAUGCUUCGAGGAUGCUCGCUAGCUCUUCCAGUUCUGGAGGUGGAAGCGGGGGAGGCGGAGGCGGCUCGUCGAAUGGGACUGGGAGUGGAUGGGGCCAUGGGGCCGGAGGAGGUGGUGGCUUGGGAUAUGGCGAGAGUGGUGGAGAUGCCAAUAACAAGUAUAACUUUGCCAAGGGAGCUGGUGGAGGAGGGGGGAAUGGUGCUGGCGGUGGUUCUCAAGGCGGAUCCGGAUCUGGUUCCGGCUCUGGCGGUGGCAACGGUGUUGGUUCGAGUGGCUCGGCGUCAGCCCCUAGUGGCAGUGGGUACGCCAAUGCUGAUGGUCAGGGUGGGGGUGGGGGUGCAGGUGGCGGUGCAAAUGGGUCAAGCGGAUCUGGAGUUGGAAGUGGUGCUGGCAAAGGAGAAGCUGAGAGUGGAAUAGCAACUACCCCGGCUGUAGCUCCUUCUGCUGGUGGUGUCAGCUACUCUGAUGCUGGAGGUGCUGGCACUGGCGGUGGUGGUGGCGACGGUGGAAGUGGAGGUGGUAAUGGUGCUGGAGGUGGACAGGCCGCCAGCGAUGACACUACUGGAGGCAAUGCCAGUGGAAGUGGCAGCGGCAACGGUGGUGGCCAAGGUGGAGGUGUAGCUCAAGGUCCAAACAUGGGAGUUGGUUCUGGCUCUGGCAUUGGGGGCGGACAGACUGGUAGCACUGGUUCCUAUGGUCAAGGCUAUGCCACCGGAACCGGUGCUGGAACGGGUGGCGGCGGUGGUGGCAGCAACAAUGGUGGGUUCGGCAAUGGUGGAGGUAGCGGAUCCGGAUCCGGCAGUGCCGGAUACCCCUAAAUUUCCUUUUCGUACAAGCUAGAAUCGGAGCCCAUCACACAUUUCCAAUCUCUUCAUUUCACUAUUCCACAUCAUUUGUGUUUCGUAGAGUUUUCACUAGGCGCCUCCUAAUAAAGGGCUCCAUGAUUCCAGUGGAUGUACUAAGUAGCAAUCUACUAACAUGUCCUGCCUACGUUCCUAAAUAUAAGUUGUUUUAAUCAUUUCAAAUGGACUACUACAUAAGGAUGUAUGGAGACAUAUUUUAGAGUGUAGAUUCACUCAUUUUGCUUCGUAUGUAGUCACUUGUUGAAAUCCUUAAAAUGACUUAUAUUUGGGAACGGAGGGAGUAAUCGCUACCUAUGAAUACGUUAUGUUAUGAUUUCUGA
Triticum dicoccoides is the source of this 1276-nucleotide messenger RNA. Its product is annotated as glycine-rich cell wall structural protein 2-like. The transcript has a single exon. The coding region runs from base 30 to 911 and encodes 293 amino acids. Lineage: Eukaryota; Viridiplantae; Streptophyta; Magnoliopsida; Poales; Poaceae. The record is from RefSeq and is a predicted model, not a curated record.